GUAGAUUUGUCGCCUACUUCCAAGGCGCUUAGGCAUUCUACGCGGCAUACGGGUCUUUCGCAAAGCAAAAAAGAAAGCUUUCUCUUGGUACGAGCGCCACCAACCUCAUAUCAUAACUUCCUUUUAACUACUGAUAAGAAAAUAAGAGAGCUCCUAUGUGGGCAUCUUCUAUCCACCCAAUUUAGCUCCCACUUGUAAUCUAUCACUCUCUGCUAAAUCUGUUGAUUUUCCAUGUUAAUGGCCUCUGUGAAGCUUAUUGGGUUCUCUUUUCUUGGUUCUGCUUCCAUACCCACCAGUUGUUGAGUGCACAUUAGGUGUUUGAUGAUUUGUCUAUGAGAAGUUGAGUGGGUUUUUUGGGCUGGCUUUGUUGAUUUUAGCUUGAUAUUUGGUGGUUUGGAUUUCUGGGUCUGACUAGGAAUGAUGUCUGUCAUAUGCCAGAGCCUUGAUUUCGGAAGGCAUGUUUUGGAUUAUGUUGCUUGUGGUUGUUCUUCCAAUACUCCGUUGGAUCGAUAUACGGUGAGGAGUCAUGUUAAACCGUGUUCUAAGGGUAGAAAGAGGAGGCACCAAACUCCAACUUUGGCUUGUUCCCGACGAAACGUUGGCCAGUGCAGAGUGUUUUCAACUACUAAACCAGAAACCGUACUCGAUGGUAUUACUGGAGGUCCUCAAGCAUUCUUGGAACUGAGGAAGGAGUCCCGCCCAAUCUCGCUGACAAAUUUGUUUGAGGUUGUGGGCGAUGAUCUCCAGAAGCUCAACCAAAAUCUUCUGUCUAUGGUUGGUAAGGAGAACCCGGCCUUGGUAUCUGCCGCUAAACGGAUAUUUGGUGCUGGAGGUAAGAGGAUGAGACCAGCUCUAGUAUUCCUAGUGUCAAGAGCGACAGCCGGAUUAGUCGGGCUAGAAGAACUCACUGUGGAGCAUCGGCGUUUGGCAGAGAUCAUUGAAAUGAUCCACACUGCAAGCUUGAUACACGAUGAUGUAUUAGACGAUAGUGACAUGAGGAGAGGGAAGGAAACCUUACAUCAAUUAUAUGGUACCAGAGUGGCGGUGCUAGCUGGAGAUUUCAUGUUUGCACAGUCAUCAUGGUGUCUUGCAAAUCUCGAAAACCUCGAAGUCAUUAAGCUUAUCAGUCAGGUUAUUAAAGAUUUUGCCAGUGGUGAAAUAAAGCAAGCAUCAAGCCUGUUUGACUGCGAAGUUGAACUUGAAGAAUAUUUGAUCAAAAGCUAUUAUAAAACAGCUUCCUUAAUUGCUGCUAGUACAAAAGGUGCUGCAAUCUUUAGUGGGGUUGAUCGCGAUACGACUGAGAAGGUGUACGAGUAUGGAAAGAAUCUCGGUCUUUCAUUCCAAAUUGUCGACGACAUAUUGGACUUCACACAAUCAACAAAGCAGCUCGGGAAGCCUGCAGGAAGCGAUCUAGCUAAAGGAAAUCUUACAGCCCCAGUUAUAUUUGCUCUGGAGAGAGAGCCUAAACUGAGAGACAUUAUCGAAUCGGAAUUCAGCGAGCCGGGGUCUCUCGAUGAAGCCAUCAGCUUAGUCAAGAGCAGUGGUGGCAUCGAAAGAGCACAGGAACUAGCUAAACAGAAGGCUGAUGUCGCAAUCCAAAAUCUCCAAUGCCUUCCACAAAGUGCCUUUCGGUUCGCGCUUGAGGACAUGGUGAUGUUCAAUCUAGAACGAAUCGAUUAGUUUAGUUAAGGAAAAUAUACUUGGGAAGUUGACCAAUGGAGGAAUUCUGUCUGCUCUGCUGCAAUCCCUCAGAAAUCAAACGGAGACUCUACAGUUCACCUUUUGCCACCACACAAGCUGCUUUGUUACUGGCUGGUUGUUGUAUAUUUGAUUGAACAUGUUGAGCUGCAAAUUAACUGCUCAUUAUAUUUUAUAUUCAAUUAUAGAUUGUCUGACAUGGAAUCUCUGCUUCUGAUAGUUUCUGUAUACUAAAUUCUAAUAAAAUUUUUAGAUUUUGUACA
This is a messenger RNA of Momordica charantia (bitter melon), 1961 nucleotides long. It is a transcript of the gene SPS1, whose product is annotated as solanesyl diphosphate synthase 1. Gene Ontology annotation, biological process: plastoquinone biosynthetic process; isoprenoid biosynthetic process. Gene Ontology annotation, molecular function: prenyltransferase activity. The record is from RefSeq and is a predicted model, not a curated record. Lineage: Eukaryota; Viridiplantae; Streptophyta; Magnoliopsida; Cucurbitales; Cucurbitaceae. Gene Ontology annotation, cellular component: chloroplast.